Molecule: messenger RNA, 2089 nt
Organism: Elaeis guineensis (African oil palm)
Lineage: Eukaryota; Viridiplantae; Streptophyta; Magnoliopsida; Arecales; Arecaceae
Product: lipid phosphate phosphatase delta
Cellular component (GO): endoplasmic reticulum membrane
Molecular function (GO): sphingosine-1-phosphate phosphatase activity
Source: RefSeq, a predicted model, not a curated record
CUGCUUGACCAUUGACUGGAGGUAGGUGCCGACGAUUUAAAUUUGAAACGGCAGAGAGAGAGAGAGUCCGUUCAAGAUAAGGUACAAAGUCAGACCACCAUCCAUCCAUGACAUACAGCCGGCCGCAGCAAGAAAUUCCCUGGUUCCGGAUGCAACAUAACGAAUUCCGACAUUAUUUUCUUGCCAAACACUAUUAAUUAAGAAAACGAUCGCACGCCUGACGGAAAAGCCCGCUGGCCCCUGGGUUCUGGGUGCCCGGUCACAAAAGGGGGGCUGCGGACGCCAGAAGAGACGAAACCCGGGGGCUAGGGAGGGAGUCUCCAGCGACUUCUUCCACCACCCCACUCCACACGGCCAUUCAAAACGUCGGACUCUCGUUGAUUCCGAGCCAUACAAACGAAGGAGCCCCACAACAAGUCAACAGCGUCCGCAUCCAUCCCGUAAUAAAAAUUAGAAACAUGGAAAAAAAAAAAAAUCAAUCCAAUCCAGAGGGGAAAGAAUGAGGAAAAAAAGAACUGGUCUUUGGGCUUAGGAAUUCCAGAAUUUAUUAUAGCAUUAUUACAUGGUAGGUAUGAAUUCAACUAGAAGCUACUCGUAAACCAGGCCAUUUAUAUCCCAAGAACUCUAGGAAAACCACAUGUUGCUUGGUACGAGGGUGGCAUCUUUAGAUACAUACAUAUAGCUUAAAUUUUCUCAGAGAGAGAGAGGGAGAGAUGGAAGGAGGCAUGCCGUUCUGGCAAACCCUGAUCCUCUCCUCGAUCUUGGGAUGGGUGCUGGCGUCGUCGGCGUUCGAUCUGACCCGGAGGGUGAGAGCCCUGACGCAGCCCUGGGUCACCCGCCGCGUCAUCGUCGAUACCCCUUCCAUCCUUCGGUUGCAGAGGAUUCAGCAUCGCUUCUUGGAUAAUAUGUUCUCGGUGCUGUCCUGCGUCGUGUCCGUGCCCUUUUACACCGGAUUUCUUCCUCUUCUCUUUUGGAGUGGGCAUAGCAAAUUGGCCAGGCAGAUGACCCUGUUGAUGGCUUUCUGCGAUUACAUUGGAAACUCCAUAAAGGAUAUGGUAUCGGCUCCAAGACCCAGCAGUCCUCCUGUGAGAAGAGUGACUGCUACUAAAGAUGAGAAGGAGAAUGCCAUGGAAUAUGGAUUGCCUUCUUCACAUGCUCUCAACACUGUUUGCCUCUCCGGCAGAUAUUUGCUGCACUAUGUUCUGACUCAUGGUGUUCAAAAUGGUGUCACGGUUGCUGUUGGGUUUGCUUUAAUUUUCACACUUGUCAUGCUAAUCGGCAUAGGGAGGAUAUAUUUGGGCAUGCAUAGUUUGAUUGAUGUUGCUGCUGGGAUCAGCUUUGGGCUUGUUAUCCUUGCCUUUUGGUUGACAAUCCAUGGAUUUGUUGAUGAUUUUAUUAUAUCUGGGCAAAAUGUUACGUCCUUCUGGGCUAGCCUUUCUUUCCUGUUGUGUUUUGCAUAUCCUACUCCAGAAUUCCCAACUCCAAGCUUCGAAUACCACACAGCAUUUAAUGGUGUUGCCUUCGGAAUCGUGAGUGGAAUCCAGCAAACUUACUUUCAUUUUCACCAUGACGGCGUACCACACAUAUUUAGCCCACAGCUACCCCUUCUUGUCUUCUUGGGAAGGAUGUUGGUUGGCAUACCCACCAUACUCGUAGUGAAGUUCUGCAGCAAGGCCAUAGCCAAGUGGUUGCUCCCUGUGAUGUGCAACACUUUGGGCAUCCCAAUAGUGUCCUCAUGCUAUGUCCCAGCAUUGAGAGGAUCUGAUAGCGGUAAGAGCAAGUCUGAUGGUAAGCAAUUGGGUUAUCUUCAGAGAGUGACUUCUUUCUUCCCUCGGAAAGCAUAUGAUGUUGACACUGGAAUAAGGUUUCUCCAGUAUGCUGGCCUUGCAUGGUCGGUGGUGGACUUGGUUCCAUCACUCUUCUCUCAUCUAAAUUUGUAGCAGGUAUACGUACUCUACAAAUGAGAGUUGUAGCCUGUUUCGAUUCGCAGUUUCUCACAUUGCUCUUAUGAAGUUGUAAAUGAAAUCUUUUGUUGAUAUUGAUUUUGUAAAUUAUUGCCUUUCAAAUACGAGUUAUCUGUGCCUUAAAA